CAGGAAUGGCAGGUGAACUGUGUAUGUGACGUUCAUCAUAGUCUGCUUCUUCCUCUGCAGCUGCAAUGCUGAGACUGCUGCCAAAUCUCCCUCAGAGGGACAGUGUGAUCUGAGGGAACCUGUUCUCCCACCUCCGGAGGACAGCCAGCAGCCCACAGCCAUGUCCAUGGCAACAGAGACCUGGGAGGACAAGCCAAGUAAUGAGACACCCAGCGACACUCCACCUGCAGAUAAUAUUCCCAGCCCCAGCUGCCGCCGCUCCAGCUCUGACCUUGCCCACGAGAGUGCAGAUGGUGCCAAGGCCCAGCGGGAGUGCCGGCUGCGGCCGCACUUCAGCGACCCGAUGCCCACGGACUCGGUGAAGAGGAAGCAGCUGGAGCUGAAGAUCGCAGCGGCAGCGCGGCAGCACGCGCAGAAGCGCCGGCAGGACCGAGACUACGGUCCAGUGGUAGCAAAAGCCAACCUUGGCCAUGGUGGCAGUUUCGACGAGACCCGCCGCGCCCCACGUGGCUCCCUGCGCUCCAGACGUCACUGGAGCAAUGUCAGCAGCCUGAGCACGGACAGUGGGAUUGUUGGCGUGAAUGAUGUCCGGGAUGACCUGGAUCCCAGCAAGGCCACCCGCACCAAGUCAGUGGAGGUGGAGAGGGCAGAUAGUGGCAUUGGCCAGAUGCCAGUCAGAAAGUGGAGGAACAGGGCAUCUGAAACCUUGAGCUCCCUGCAGGCCUGGGAAGCCCACCGUCCCUGCACUGACUGUGGAGAAAGGGACCUCCCAGUGGAGACAGACGUGCAGAACUGCAAUCAGAGGCGGGCUGACCUCUGUGAGAAGUGCUGCAAGCGCAGGACGGAGCGCAAGGAGUCUGUGCUGGAGUUUGUUAACACAGAGGCCAGUUAUGGAGAGGACCUGCGCAUCAUCAAAGAAGAGUUCUACCUCCCAAUGCAGGCGGCUGGGCUGCUGAGCCAGGAGCAGCUCCUGGGCAUCUUCAGCAACAUCCAGGAGCUCAUCGACCUCAAUGAGAACUUCCUGGAGAUACUCCAGGAAGAGAUUGAUCAGGCCUUUGACCAGGGUGAUGAUGACCUGAUGACUGUGUGCAUCGGUGAAAUAUUUCUGGAGUUUGUCAACAUGCUGCCAGCCUUUCAGACCUACUGUCUCCAGCAGUCCUCCUCCGUGAACAUGCUCAAUGCGCUGGAGAAGGAGAAGGAGUUGCUCAGAAUAUUCCUCAAUGUCUCCCAGAAUGACAACACAGCACUGCGGCGGAUGAACUUGAGGUCCUUCCUGAUGGCACCUUUGCAAAGAGUCACCAAGUACCCACUGCUGCUCAGCAGAAUCAUCAAGGCCACCACAGAUUACCACCCAGAUCAUGGCAACCUGCGGGAGGCCAAGAGCCGCAUCGAGUCUCACCUGGAGCACAUCAACAUGAAAACCAAGCAGGAGGGAAACACAUGGACCCUCCGCUCCUUUCGUCAGGACAGCAAGAAGAAGAGAGAAGUCAUCAACAUUGAGAUGAGAGAAACUGCCCUCAAAACUGUAGGCUGGCUGCGGGAGGAAACACGGUUUGUGAUGGAGGGGUCUUUGCAGCUGGCUCAGCCUCCUGACGGCCAAUGGGUGAAGAAAGGCAGCAAGACCUUGAAGUUCCAGAACAUGCAGGUCCUCCUCCUAGUGAACAUGAAGCGUGUGUCAGAGUCCAGCCUGGAAUCAGCUGAGCCAGGGCCUGUGAAGGAUGCCGUGCUGGUACUCAUCAGGGACAAAAAUAAUGGGAAGUUCCAUUUGCUCAGGGAGCCCUUGAGGCUGAGUAAUUGCAUUGUCUCAACUGAUCCCGACUGCGAUGACACUUUUGAACUCAUUGAGAUCAGGCGGGAGGCGUUUGUGUUCCGGGACAGCGACCGGGCGCGGACUCACCACUGGUUCAGGCAGAUCAGGCGCUACUCGCGGGAGCUGGGCUCCUGGAAGAAGCGGCGGAACGCGCUGCCCAACAUCAUGAUCAGCACCCCUCACACCAGGCCCUGA
Molecule: messenger RNA, 2005 nt
Organism: Chaetura pelagica (chimney swift)
Lineage: Eukaryota; Metazoa; Chordata; Aves; Apodiformes; Apodidae
Product: myosin-M heavy chain-like
Exons: 5
Coding region: 161-2005 (614 amino acids)
Biological process (GO): positive regulation of Rho protein signal transduction
Molecular function (GO): guanyl-nucleotide exchange factor activity
Source: RefSeq, a predicted model, not a curated record